Melampsora larici-populina 98AG31 is the source of this 453-nucleotide messenger RNA. RefSeq lists its product as uncharacterized. The record is from RefSeq and is a predicted model, not a curated record. The transcript is spliced from 2 exons. Bases 1 to 453 code for a protein of 150 amino acids. NCBI's taxonomy places the organism in Eukaryota, Fungi, Basidiomycota, Pucciniomycetes, Pucciniales, Melampsoraceae.
AUGUUGAAAACGGAUGUUAACUUUGAUCAAGUCGAAGCCUCAAGUAAUACUCAAAACGUACAAGAUCAUCAAGGCCAAGUUGGAAUUCCUGAUGAGACGGAUGAGCUUAUAGCUCCGGGUCAAGAUACUGGAGACUUGAAGGGUGGAGACGACGUUGAAGGUGAAGGAAGUGAGAGCGGUAGCGAUGAUGGUGAUACCCAAUCAGAUUCGGCGGAUAUCAAGCCUUUGGAACUCAAGACAAAAGAGUUAGCAAAGUUGGAAAGAAGAAGAGAAGAAGAAAGACUUAGGUUGGAAGAAUCUCGUCGUAAAGGUACUCAACAUGUGGGUCUUAAGGAAGUUGAACAAGGCGUCCCGAUUGAUGGUCUGCUUGAUGCGCCAAUAUCUAGGGAGUAUGGUAUGCGUACCUGCUGUCUUUUGCGACUAGUGCGCAUGGCUUGUAGAUUAUCUUCUUGA